ACAUGUUAAAUACCACUAAUGAUCUAAUCCUUUAUAACAUUGUGUUGUAGGCGAUGAUGGACAUCUUCCUCACACAUGGCUCUCCUGAGGUCAUCUUAACGGACCGAGUUUGUGAAUUUUGGAACAGGGUUAAUCAGAAGAUGUUCGAAACGUGGGGUGAAACACUGAAUGUCAUCAGCGUACCAUCCACAGACAAAUGGUUUAGAUGAAUGCACAAAUCAGACCCUGAAAAAAGCUAUUUGGAAAACCCUAAAGGGGUAUUAGGAAAGUUGGGAGGACAAGCUGAAAGAGAAUGUGUUUGCCCAUAACUCCUCUUUUCAGGCAUCCUCCAAAUAAUCUCCUUUUCGGCUGUAUGGCCGAGAGCCACGACUCUUCUGUGAGGUGCUCGUCAACAUCGAGAAGGCCAAAGAGAGGCAGAAGGCAGCCUAUUGAAAAAAAAUGACAAAAGCCAAGCACUUCACCAUCACUCCUGGUAUGGAGGUGCUGAAAAAAAAUGAGAGGAAGCGUGGCAGACCUGGCAUGACUAUGCUUCCUGACUGGCCAAACAAGUAUAGGGUCAUCAGUGUGGCGGACAACCUUGUACAGUUGGAGACAAUGGAAGGCAAACCCCUGACUUCUAAAACACCCUAUGCCUCAGUGAAGCCUUUGCUGAAAAGGUCCCAGACUGACUCCCUUAGUGACAGAGCUGCUGACUGCUCAGAGCUUGUGGAGGACACUCACAAGGUGACGUGCAGCAGAACUUCAAAUGAUCUUACCAGCUCCAAGACUGAGCAAGACACACUAGAGGAGGAUGGCAUUGUCAUCACUGGAAUCCAGUCAGGGCGGACUUUGCCAGCAGCGCUGAGCGAAAGAGUGGAGGACUUCAGGGCCAUGCUACUCAGUCCACAUACCUGGCUCGAUGAUCGUGCAAUUGAUCAUGCCCAGGCUCUCCUGAAGGCGCAGUACCACAACAUCGGAGGCCUCCAUGCUACCACCUCCUUGGCUCUGCAAUCUACAGUGCCGUCAGCAACCCAGGGGUUUGCUAACCACUGGGUUACGGGCUUCCUGACACCAUUCCCGGGUUCUGUGGAGAGCCCCCCGAUGACCUCAGGCCACGCCAUGGAGGUGGACAUCCAUUGUCUCUGCCGCCGAGCAAUCCGAUAA
Messenger RNA from Alosa sapidissima (American shad), 1143 nucleotides. RefSeq lists its product as uncharacterized. The record is from RefSeq and is a predicted model, not a curated record. The coding region runs from base 439 to 1143 and encodes 234 amino acids. The transcript is spliced from 9 exons. Lineage: Eukaryota; Metazoa; Chordata; Actinopteri; Clupeiformes; Clupeidae.